AUGAAGAUCCGUAUCCCAUUCCUGAAUCGCCAACAGGUGAGCCGGAAGAUCAAGGAAAAAUGCCGACCAAAAACGAUUGACUUACUACAGAAGCGUCCGUCCGUCCGCAGCAACCGCUAUUACGGAUAUAAACCAAAACCACCCCCUCCAACCCUUGAAAAUCUGGAUGAAGGCUGCUUACUGAAAAUCAUGGGUUUCCUAUCGCCCAAUGAGGUUGAUCAAAUGAAUGGUGUAUGCAAACGGAUUCAUUCUAUUGUCAAGAAAAAUAACAAAAUUUUACCACUACACGAUAUCGCUGACCUACAAAUUCAUCGCUGUCUGGAUGGUACUGUAUCUAUCGAGGGCCGGAGGGAAACUAACGUUCUGCCGUUACGCAUCCAGAGUACGUUCCUCCACUUGCGAUACUACUUUGCAAGGAUAAAGGUCGAGCGGUUGCUAUUGCUGGGCAAAGUGUGCAAUUUUAUGUUGAAUAUGUUGUGUCGCAUAACGAUCGAACGGGUUGUUGUGAAGAAGGCAGUUAUGGUCGCACGCCCAGAACUCUUUUCGAGCUUCGUGAGGAUCUCAGGAGUCGUGCUCCUGCACCUCGUGCAAUGUCGAUUUGAGAACGCCUAUUUUGUGACGGACCAGACAUUAAUCGAAAAUCCCCAGCUACGAUUUCCAAGACUAACCGAUCGGUCGCUUGAAGUCCUCGCUGCCAAUGGCAAGCUCCCGGAAAUGCUGAUUUUGGAAAAUAUCGAAACUGGCAUUAGCAUUAAUGGAAUCAGAACUGUUUUUGAUACAUUUGACGUGUCUCCUCCCAGCCGUCCCAUAUUCUAUGCGCUGGAUCGCAUCGGCAGCCAUCGCUCAAGAUGUUUGAAGUUAUUGGGAGAGAUGCCGAAUUUGACUAUAGUACAGAAUCGCUCGACUCGGAUACGUGUCGAAAGCAUCUACAAACCGGAAGUUGCCGUGUGCUUCACGGCAAAAAUUCCCAAAACCAGGCUUGAAAUUCGUGAU
Molecule: messenger RNA, 993 nt
Organism: Mesorhabditis spiculigera
Lineage: Eukaryota; Metazoa; Nematoda; Chromadorea; Rhabditida; Rhabditidae
Source: the annotation of a GenBank genome assembly